AAGUAAGUAUAUUCUAUUUCUGCAAUCGUGAUGUUUAAUUGUCUCUGCAGAGCAUUACUUCACUAUCGUGGUAGAGAUGCUUAUUUCUUUAACCAUAAUAAAUUUCAAGAUUCCGUCUUCCCAUUAUCUGUCAAAUACAUAGCAACCAACUCAAAAGAACAAUCUUUUACAGUCUCAUACCUCGUUAAUUCAUGUGGGUUGUCUCCAGAAUCUGCUUUAAGGGCAUCCAAAAAAGUGCAAUUCGAAACAUCAAUAAAACCAGACUUAUUGCUCACCUAUUUCAAGAACAAUGGCUUCUCGGAAACCCAAAUUUCAGAUCUCAUCAGAAGAUAUCCGAAACUGACUUUGUACAAUCCUGAGAAAACCCUUUCGCCCAAACUUGAGUUUUUUCACUCCAAAGGCUUCUCAAGUCCUGAUCUUGCAAAAAUGAUUUGUUGCUACCCUCGUAUCUUGGAAAGUAGCUUAAAGAACCGUAUAAUCCCAUCUUUUACUUACCUUAUUAACUUCCUUCAAUCUACUGAAAAGACUAUUACAGUAGUUAAACGCUAUCCAGCUAUUAUUUAUUGUGAUCUUCAAAAGCAUCUUACUCCUAAAGUCAAUUAUUUACUAGAGAGUGGUGUGCCUGAACCAAAUAUAAUUAUGUUUCUUUACAACUGGCCUAUGGCUCUUUUACACUACCCCCGUUUGAAAGGCGCUGUAGACUUUGUAAAGAAAAUGGGUUUCAAUCCUUUAAGGUCACUUUUUAUUGUGGCUGUUUCUACAGUGUUGUUAACACAAAAAUCUGAGUGGCAUAAGAAGUUUGAUGUCUACAAGAGAUGGGGUUGGUCUGAAGAGGAGAUUCUAACAGCAUUUCAGAAACACCCGUGGUGUAUGAUGACAUCUGAGAAUAAGAUUAUGGCAGUGAUGGACUUUUUUGUGAACAGAAUGGGUUGAGAGCCUUCUGCAAUUGCUGAGCGGCCAAUUCUUUUAUCAUAUAGCAUGGAGAAGAGAAUUAUUCCACGUGCUUCAGUUCUUCAGUAUCUGAUGAUCAAAGGUUUGCUUAAGAAUGAACCUCUAUCAGCUAGACCAUUCAUUCUAUGCGAAAAGCCCUUUUUGCAAAAGUUUGUGAAUUGUUAUCCUGAAGAUCCCCAGAUAAUGAAGCUGUACAAGGAGAAGCUGUUCAAGCUGGAUCUUUCAGAGAAUAGAAACUGAUUACAACAGAAAGAUUGGGUGCAAUGCAGUAUUUAUAACAUGUUUACAUCAAAGUCAAAUUGAUGUACUUGAUCUUCUAUUUAGAUAAAAAUUUUGGUCAACACUACUUACAGUGUAUUUUCAAUUGCUUUAAUGUUUGCCUCUUGUGUGAAAAAUAUACUUAGUAAUGUGACUUUAAGAUGCAUACCCACGUAUCAUACUGUAAUAUUAGACAUUGCUUAGUCCUCUUACCGCUCUGCAGCUAGUUUCCUUAGCUUUCGGUUGUGACCUCCUUUUUCUAAGCCAGAAAACUUCAUACAUUGAUAUUGUUGAUUUGACCACAAAGUCGUUGUUUAGAAAGGAUAACAAUUCAUUUGAUGGUCGAAAUCUUCUGUAACAUUGAAGCAUAGAAAAGUGAAGCUGAAUUGAAUAGGUUAACAAUUUCAAUGGAUUUUGUAGAA
Molecule: messenger RNA, 1631 nt
Organism: Mangifera indica (mango)
Lineage: Eukaryota; Viridiplantae; Streptophyta; Magnoliopsida; Sapindales; Anacardiaceae
Exons: 2
Coding region: 31-933 (300 amino acids)
Biological process (GO): chloroplast organization; regulation of DNA-templated transcription
Cellular component (GO): chloroplast
Molecular function (GO): double-stranded DNA binding
Source: RefSeq, a predicted model, not a curated record